CUCACACCCGGUGUGUUAUUUCUGAACUCGCCCCAGCUAUGCAUUAUUCACGGCUGGUGUGCAUUCGGUGUGACGCCCAGGGUGAUUUCGAACGCACUGUUGUAUUUGUGUGUCAGCUUUCAGUGUUGUUUAAACAAAAAAGUUAGGUUAAGAAAAAAUGCGGAAAAUAUUUUGCUUUUGCCUUAUUUGAAUUUUUGUUUUGGAUUAGUGGCUCGAUUUUCUGUGAAUGAAAAAUGUUGGAAGAUAGUUUUCCAGUAUGGCAAAAACUAUAUCAAAUAAUCUCCGGCAGCAACAAGCACCUCAUAGAUGGUGUCCUCGAUCAAGUUAUAGAGAUAUGCAAGAUAAAUUUACCAAAUACUCUAUUAAAUUACAAGGUGUAUACCAGAGAAAGCUACGAAGAAUAUGGGAAAAAAAACCAAUCCCAGUCCGACUUGAGUAAUGAUAUGUUUAAUUGCAUUCAGAAGAUAAGCAGAGAAUUGGAUUUGGACCCUACUUUUGCCUCAAAUGUGCUUGGCAACUACUUUGUAUUUGCUUACUAUGGAAAAAUAGAUGAACUAAAAAGUAUUAUACGUUAUGAAUCCAAUUCUAAACUUCUUGUAGAGCAAGUAUGGAAUUUUUACACUUCUGACCGAAUGUUUAUGUUGAAAACGUUGCGCUUCAUACUGGAGAAAGUUACUGAUAAAAGUUUCAUUCAUUAUAAAGAAUUUAAUAUAUUUUUAAAAGGCAUAGAUUUACAAAAAUUGUGGAAGAAUUUAUUGAAAACAUUCGAAUACCUUAUAAAAGAAAUAACUGCAGAAAAAAGCAAAAUGGUCGAGAAUAGUUUAUUAAUUCAGUGGAUGGGAAGGAAUAAUCGAGAGCAAAUCGAGGUAUUGCUAUUAAUGAUACUUGUAGUAGAUUUAAUAGAUUUAAACGGUGAUGAACUCGAGGACGUGAUAAAAUUGUUUAUGAAGCACGGUUUUGGGAGAUAUCCACUAUUUUAUGGAGGUGCUCCAAGUAGAACUCAAGAUGUUAUUGAUAUUAAAAAUGCUGAAAUUGGAGUGGCUUUAACAAUAAUCCAUAGAUACUGGCAAAAUUCUGAUAAAAUAAUCGUAAAACUUUCCAAAGAAGUUGAAUCUGAUUUACAAAAUAAAACCCACGGUGAUAAUAGUUGCAUUUAUUUCGUUUGGGGAAUUUUUAAAGUUAGUACAUCAAACACUGAUUUGGAUCGCUACAGCAACAUUUUAGACAGGAUUUUGCAUAAAGCUUUCAAAGAUCUGUCUGAGGCUGCUACAUCGAAUAUUUUCCAGAACUGUAAGCCCGGAGAUAUAUUUAUAGAGGCUAUAUAUAGGUUUUUUAUUGCACUGUGUAACAUUGUUGAAGAUCAGCGUCUUAUUUACGAACAAGAAGGGGUUGUGAAAAUAUUAUGUGAACUUUAUAAAAGGCCAUAUUUACAUGCUUUGGAUACAUUAGGAGGAUUUUUCCAAAUAGCUUUUGACAUGUUUCCAUAUAUGUUAAAUAAUUUUUUGAAUAUUGUAGAAGCAGUUAUCUUAUCUGAAGAAUAUUACGCAAAGAUUCUUGCACAACUUCAGAAUUGUCCAACUUAUUGUACAGAAAUGCCAUGGCCAGAUCGUAAUAAUUCUGAUGAAAUGAGGUCCUUAGAAGAAGAAUAUUUACUACCAGGCAGUGAAAAGUUCAUAGUGCCUGCAGGAACUUUAUUAGAGAAAUGCAAUUGCUUUGGAAAAGAUAUGAUAAAGUACCAUUACAGAUAUGAUUUUUUCAAAAUAAUUGAACAAUAUGUAAUAUCUCUGACCUCCUGGGCAUUUAAUAAAGGAGAAUAUAACAAACUCAUAUACAGAAAUGUUAUGCGGGCAAAUAAAUUUUUGAUUUAUCUUGUAAAACAUUACAGAGGCAAUUUUCAACUGGAUACACUAAUAAGGCCUUUGUUACAAAGAUUGGAUUGUGUUCCUACAUAUUAUAGCAAGGGUGGACUUAAAAAUUUCGAUUUUUUCUGUCUAUAUUUCGAAUCGAGAUGUGCCUUGAUAAUACAUCAGAAUGUUGAUUUUUCAGCAGCUUUUCCUAUUUUGAUAAGGAAAAUGUUAUUUCCUGUAAUAAGUGAUUAUAAAUAUGCUAGUACAGACCUGGAGAGGUUUCAAUCUAGUUGUGAUUUUUCACUUUAUGGGUUUUUAAAAGAAGAAGAAGGAUAUAGUGACCAUAAACUGCUUUUGAAUUAUAUCGAAUGUGUAACUUAUAUUUUGGAUAAGCAGAAAAGUUAUGUGAAAGAAUUUUAUGGCGCCGUUUGGUAUUUAUUGCAUGUAGUAUUUCCUUCAUUUAAACUAUGGAAAUAUAAUGAUAAAGAACAUUUCCAACAAAGCAAAAUAUUAAAUGGUUGCCUUCGAGUAUUUAUUAAAAUUCUUCAACAAGAUCCCAACGACCACCAACUUUUGGAACAAAAAGCGUUAUACAAAUUAAUACAUGACUCUUUUUUGAAUGACCCGUACAUAAUCGAGGCUUUUACCAAAGUUUUUGUGAGAGACAAAUAUCUUCCUAGUUUAAUGCAUCAAGAAUCCAAUUGGAUUGCUGGAGAUACUCUAAUUGUUGUGGAUGCAGUUAAAUCAGAGUUUGCUCUUCUGCUGUUGAUUUUCAAGUGCAGAGUAAAGUUACCCAAUGCCAAAUGCGAAAUUGAUAAAAAGGCUCAUAUUUUUGCCAAGACUACUAGCAUAUAUUUUGUCACACCAUACAAUUGCACGCUGGAGUUUUUGGCUGGAAGAUUUUUGGAAAUAUUUGCGAGGAACAGCGAAAUCUCACUUAUGUCGUGCCUUAAUUUGGAUUAUGACCAAAUCCAAACCUUGUUCCUCCAACGAUUAAGAGAUCCAUUGGAAGAUGAAACAGUUAAAGUUACUAUUGUAGAUCUUAUUAGUACCUGCAUUUUUCAUCAACACGGAAUGACGGCUGCUUUUUUCAAUGUGCAAUCUACUAAGAAAUGGUACAAUCCUCAUGCAAAGAUAAUAGAAGGUGAAGCUGUUAGUGAUUUCAUUAUGGAUUAUUUGAGGAACGUUAGAAAGUCCGUGGAAUAUUUGACGAGUCCUCUUCAAGUGGGAAUGUUGAAAUUAAUGGCGAAUCUUUGGCAAUGUCAAAAACAGCAUCUGAUAAAAGAUGUAACCAAAUCCAACGAUUUUUGGAGCCUAAUUGCCUAUCCUUUAUUCACAAAUUUCGAACUAGAUCCAACGGUUUAUGCGUGUAUUUUCAAAAUCCUAAGCAUCCAGUGUGCAGUGUCAAAAAUGACUAAGGACGAUGAGUUCUUUCAAAUUAUUACAAAGUUUUUAUCGGACCAAAAACAGCUUCGAUUAUUUCAACAGUAUAUUUUCAAAAUAUUUUCUAAUCAAGAACUACAGCCACACUAUGUGAACGAAAGAGUACCGUUAAUAAAAUCAUGGACAGAACUUCUUAUUGUUGUGCAAAAACAUACUAAGGAAGCAUAUUUUCCCACCAGUGAAUCCCAGUAUCUGUUUAUUGAACUUGUAUUUGAUGGUAUUUUGAACGAGGUAAUACACAGUAACAUACUUGGCGUCUGGUUGGACUUAACCUUAAUAGUUGUUGAUAUGUUUGGACUGAAAUUCGAACAAAGAGUGGACGAAUUAGCUUGUAAGGUUAUUCAGUAUAUCAAAAUUAUACAGAAAUAUUACAAAGAUUUAUCUUUGAAAGAGAAAAUGAUUGUUUUAACCAUUAUCGUUAAAAACCUUAAAGGAUUAAAAUCAUACUAUGAAACACAUUCAGCAGAACUAUUACAAUUACUUGAAGAACUAGCACCUCUAAUAGACGAUGAGUAUUACAUUUUAGUGGAUGUUGUUUAUGCAAAGCUAAAAGCCAAUGAAGUAACAGCUAAAGAACAACUGGGUCCCUGGAGUUUGAUUAUAGUUUUAACAAACUCACUAUUAACUUUUGAAAAUUGCGAAGACCUUAAGAUAUGGUUUGGAAAUAGGGAAUAUUUAGAUAAAACAAUACACUGCUUAUGUGAACUAUUACGGCACAAAAUCUCUUGGCCAUGUGCAAAAAUGUCAUUACUUAGUUUGAAUUUAUAUAUGGAAUCACCAUUGGCUUUGGAUUUCUUCAAGAUGGAUAUGGUAAAUUGUUUCGAUAAACUUGAACCUGUGGUGAAAUCUUUGCUGUUUCUACCAUUGAAUAAGACAAAUAUUUCGGAUCUUCAAGAAGGCUGGUGUAUAUUCCAUUUAAUAAUAAAAUUUAACAUAUUGUUUGUAAGAAAAUUUCAAAAUCAAGCUCUUAAUACGUGCUAUUCUUUCCUUUCUCUAUAUGAAAGUAUCAUAAAUCAUGUGAUAAAUAUCCCAGAAUACUCAGUGGAUUUAAAAGCUUUAGACUUGUUGAGUCAGCUUUUGAUUUAUUAUCUGGAAAUCCUAACAUACUGGAAAACCGAAUGGUUCAUUACGAGUAAAGGAUCUUUCAAUGUUAUGAUGAAUGGCACAAGGAAGACAAUUAAUGCUUGCAUUAAUCUCUGUUUGAAUCCCAAUCGUAUAAAGUUUUAUCAUUUCGAUAGUUCCUACCAAUCAGUUUCCUUGCAUCGGGAUGAACAAGCUACAAAUCAACUUGUGGUCUCAGUUAUGAACAGGUUGAUAGGUAUCCUCGGCCUAGGAUUAUACUGUCUCUAUCAUCUCAACUCCAAGUUACUCGAUCUAUUCGAUGACUUCCAACCGCUGUUCAUGAAAAUAUUAAUCGAAUGCGACUUCAGUGUACCAAAAUUUGAGCUGCCAAUUUCCUCUGAUCUAACUUACGGAAAGCUUUUCUGUUUGGCCCAUUUUCUUUUCAAAACCAUGCACCAACAGAAAAAACGAACAAGUUCAGAAGCCGACGUUAAGAAAUUUGCUUCUGUUACUGGCGUUGUGGAGUACCAGGACACAAGUGUAUAUAUGUCGAAUCAAAAGUUAGGGUCAUUUUUGAGUUAUAUUUAUGAAUAUUCAGGUCUAACGGAUCCUUGGAUAAAAAAUCUCAAUUCCAACAAUGUAGAAAAAACUUCAGGCACGCUCAUGUUAUUUAUAGCUCAGCAAGUUUUCUUAACUAAAAAAAAUCUAGAACCGGACCAAGUGCGACAGUUCAACAAAACUUUUCAUUCAGAACUACAAUUUUUUAACGACUUUGUUAGAAAACAUACAUCUGAAUUAAUGACAAGAUCUAGUGUUUCUGGGCAUAUGGGGGAUAUGGACUAUUUAGACCGAUAUUUAGUUGACCAGUGGCAGAAGAAUAGUAGAGAGAAAGCCCUAAGUAAUGUCAGCGAGAAUAAUUUUCUGCUACUAAUCUAUUAUUGGUUCACAAAUAUUUGUGAAAUAUAAUAGAUAUUAUAUUAUCAAUAUAUUUUUUUUCAUUUAUUUAGUAUUAGGCUAGGAUAGAAUUAUUGUCUAUUUAUUUUUUACUUUGCUUAAUAUUUAAAUUUUCAAUUAUUAUGAUGCUUUUUGUUUGAUAUUCCUUUCCCAGGUGUUAACAAGAAGGCAGAAUAGUUAAGCAACUCGUUUCUGAAGCUGUUUUGAAUGAGAAAUGUAACUUUGUAUUGUCAGAAUAAAAAAAGACCCAAAUAUGUGAUGAGCUGCGAUGUAUAGAGACUUGAGACUAUAGAGAGAGACUAAUAGGGGCCCAAGGAUGGUUGAAUUUUGAGGCAAACCACACCAUCCUCAUACAUAGUCCCUGGCAUUGAGAUAUUAUUUAAGAUGCGUUGGAUCAUUAUCAAACCCCAGAUAGUAGAGUAUGGCCGAAAGAAAAUCAUGAUACGAUCGGACUCCGACAAAAAAUAUUGCGAACCAAAAAUAACGUAACCAUAUUUAUUAUUUAUUUAUUUCGUUUAUUUAGCAAUAACUAAUCGUGCAACUUACAUAAUAUAUAACAUCACAAAAGUUAUAAUGAGGCUGUAGUGUUAAUUAAAAUACUAACAAUUCAAAAAACAACAAACGAUCUAAAAAUAAGAAAAUUAAAAACAAAGGAGAUAAACCGAAUCAACAUAAAUGACUUUAAAUGAAUGAAAUGAAUUUAAAAUUUAACAUUUUAAAGAACAUUCUGAAGGUAAUAAUAAAAUUUUAAAAAUCUGUAAAAUGUUAAGCCUAUGAAACUCCUAAAAUAUGGUAACCUAUAUAUUCCUUUUUCCCUUCACAAAAUACAAGAUCAAAAGACCACAAAACAAAAAAAUUUCAAAUCAACAAAAACAAUAAAAAUAAUGUUACUUAUUCGUGCCUCACUCUGGGAAAUACCGUAAAAUGGGGUGGAUAGCAACUUCUGGGUGAAAAGAAACGAAACCAGGAAUCUAUUUGAAAAAUUCCCUACUGCAUAACAAAGCCACCCAACCGC
This is a messenger RNA of Ceutorhynchus assimilis (cabbage seed weevil), 6321 nucleotides long. The record is from the annotation of a GenBank genome assembly. NCBI's taxonomy places the organism in Eukaryota, Metazoa, Arthropoda, Insecta, Coleoptera, Curculionidae.